CCAAUUUCUACGACCGCAGUAUAAAGGACAUUCCGCGAUGAGUCCUCACCUCUGAUCAGUGACCCUCUAGUCAACCCCUCAUGAGCCAAGAUGCAUCUUCCCAGCUACUCAAACCCCUGCCCGUGCCUCGGUCCCUCUCCGAGCCUCUCCGCUCGAAGAUGCUCACGUACGCGAACCGCCUGAGCGAGUCUCGCCACACCCAGACUCCGUACAGGCCACCGCGCAUCGCGUGCAUCGAGUUCGCAUACUACUGGGGCCGCUGGUCCCCGACGCAGCCACACAUCACGCCCGCGGCGCUCAAGCAGGCGAGAUCGGCCGCGCCCAAUGGGGGCCGCUGUGCAAUCACGAACAGCAGGCGCGCAAAGACGGCCGCGCGCCUUUUAGCUGGGUUGGAGCACGCCGAGCCAGACGUACGUAUAUCCUGCAUGGGUUUUCUGGUCGUGGACUAGAGUGUGUUCACUGAUUGAUUGAUUGAUUUCGCUUCUGCCUUGUUCACAUGCGUAAUAGCUUGCGUGGACACGCGGCAUGGGCUGGCAAUAUCUUGACCUUUUCUGACUUCUGCUUUUGCACACCACAGUAGACAUUGAGAUGCUGGGCAGGUUCCACACGCUCGGAAGCCACACGUUCUUCCUGGUUCCCGAACCACAUAUCAUUGAUACGCUGCUGACCAUGUGGAAAAAGAGCGAGAAGGAAAUACAAGAGUGCAUCUUCUCUUCGCACGUGUAUCAUCCACUGUAUCUGCAAUCCCCCCCCUCUUUGGCAGUUUUUUCAAGAACAAAAGAUUUUCAAAUACUACGUUCGUACCGUGCAUUCGUGCCCUCUUACAACGCUCGGGCCCAUCCGCAGUCAUAUCAAGCCACAUCUCGCCCUGUGCCGGAUGUGUACGUUUUUGACGGCGCGAGGCAGCUUCUUGUCAUAUCGUCUCAAGGGUGUUUAUCGGGCUGCACUAGACAUGCACGAUCCAGCAGCACGGAGUAGGCAUGACACGGACAAGGGUCUCUGCCUGGGCCAGCGCACUGAAAUAGAUGGAUCUGAGUGGCGACUGCGACACGACCUGUCGACAAUUCUCGCACGGCUGAACGCGUUUCACGAGGCUCGUCGCGGGAAUGACGUGAUUAGGCGCGGUCAAUGCGUACUGAACUUCUCAAAGCCUACAUACGCCAGGUUCAGGUCGUGAUCGAUAGUAAUCAGCUGUUUCAACGAUGCGUCAACGCCUUCGAGGCUUCGGAGGCUUUCAC
Molecule: messenger RNA, 1238 nt
Organism: Coniophora puteana RWD-64-598 SS2
Lineage: Eukaryota; Fungi; Basidiomycota; Agaricomycetes; Boletales; Coniophoraceae
Exons: 5
Coding region: 81-449 (122 amino acids)
Source: RefSeq, a predicted model, not a curated record